AUGAAUGGUUCGGCUUUCACAAGUAUUCCUCCUCCUGAACCUCCUGUCGAUUAUGAAGAUGAAAGGCGAGUGUUGCAGCAGAAUCAAUCGCCAAGAAAUAAAAAUGAUCAAAAGGAAAAUUUGGUGAACUCCCGUAAAUCGCCUCACCGACAAACUGUAACGAAAAAAACUCGUGUAUAUAUGGUCGAUGGUGUGCAAAUGACAUCGACGAGUCAUCAAGUGUUUGGUGUAAAGCAGGACUUUGACUUGAGAAAACAGCAAUUGCAUGAACUGCGUCGUUUGCAACGUGAAGAAACUCGUCAACUACGUGAAUUAAAUGCCAAAUUAGAAACCCAAAGAAAUGAACAAGCAAAACGAUUCAGCUUUGAAAAAGAAAAUGUUAUGAAGGCUUCUGAAAUUGAAUUGCAAGCGCUUUCUAGAACUCAGAAACGUCAGAUGAAAGACUGCGAAGAUCUACAUGCUGAAGAUAUAAAGCAAACUGUAAAAAAGAUUCAAAAUGACCAGGAGAGGGAACUACGUUGUUUUCGAGAGUCCCUAAAGCACGAGCAAAAGCAAAUGAAAAUGGAAGUGGAUGCAAUGCCAAAGUCACAGAGAAAAGAUGCAUUUAGGAUGCGUAAGGAACAUCUCGAUAAAGAGCAAAUGCUUAAAGAAGAUGAGUUUCUAGAGCAACAACAAAAUAAUCAAAGCCUUAUCCUUAUGAGAGUACAGCUGGCUCAUAAAUUAAAAAUUUUGCAACUUGAGAAAACUUUCCAACAGCAGAAACACGCCGUAUUGAGAUCACGAGAAGCAGCGGAAUGGGAAUUAGAAGAAAGGCAGUUGACGGAGCGACAUCAUUUAUAUAAACAGGAGCUUAAGGAUCGUUUUUUCCUUCAAAGGACUCAAAUGUUUGCCAGGCAUCAGCGAGAGUUAGAACAUAUGCGUAAGGUGAAUGCGAUGAAUGAAGAGGAAGCGGUACGAAAUUAUGCCACUUAUAGAAAGCGAUUACCGAAAGAUUUUCGAACAGAAUCGAAAACACGUAUAGCGAUGUUCAAAGAAAGCCUUCGUAUUUCAUGCCAAGGUGAAGACUCUGCAGCAUUAAACGAGAAAUUGCGAGCUUUCGAGGAAAAGGAAAAAGCACGUGUCCGUAAUGCAAUUGAGGAUCAUGAGGCCAAGGCAGCACGAAAAUUGCGUGAAUUACGAGAGAAAAAUGCGGCAGCACUUAAAGAAUUGGAAGAAAUUCAUAGUGAAAAGCGAAAAAUGUUAUUGGAAGCAGAACAAAAUAAAAUGGAAGUUUACGAAAAGGAAUAUGAACAGAUAAUGGGCGAUUGGAAAACGAGUUUGCCUCUUCGAAAGCAGGAGUUAGAAGCUCAGUUUUCAAAGGAGCUCGAUGAAUUGGAUGUUUUUUAUCGGCGUGAAAAUGCUCAGUUGCAAUCAAUCAUUUCAUCGAAAUCUCUCUCUGCACAACUAUCUUUUUAG
Dracunculus medinensis (Guinea worm) is the source of this 1455-nucleotide messenger RNA. NCBI's taxonomy places the organism in Eukaryota, Metazoa, Nematoda, Chromadorea, Rhabditida, Dracunculidae. The record is from the annotation of a GenBank genome assembly.